GUGAGAUUAACAGCGUGGAGUGCUGACCGGGACAGUGGUCUUGGCCUCCUUUUGACCCCAACCACCUGAUCCGAAAGCGGCGUAGGAGCCAGAUCAAACACUUGCAGCGGUUGCGAUAACUGGCCGGCCCGAACGUUGCUGCUCGCCUUGACCACCGUCGAUCCUCGAAGCUGCAAUAUUGCCAAGGCCAUAUGUGAGCUCUGCAUUUGCGAGCAUUUGGCGUCCAGAAUGCUGGAACUGCUGGCAUGAAUAACCACAAGCCUGCUGUGCUGUCGGACCCGAGGGAUGCACAGCGCCUUCGUGUUGCCGCACUGUACUAUACAAAAGCUCGAACAACCAACGUGCCGCUCCGGGCCACGCAGUCUUGGGCGGAGGGAUGAAUUGGACUGUACUCUUCCGCGUCCGCAAGGGCACCCGUCGGAGCUGGCAACGAGCGGGUCUGCAAUGUGCUUGGUGAUAGCGAGUAUUACUCGUACUGUUCACGGUCAGGUUGGGGAGUUGCGGAGAAGACACCAAGUGACCUCGCAGUGCUCGCCCCAUCCACCUACGAAUCUGCCGUGGUCAUCUCCACCACGGAAGCUGGCGACCUGGCUGGACGGGCGAGAAAGGUUGUUCGAAUGGGCGACCAAACACGGCAGGUCCGUCGUUGACGAGCUUUCCGAGCGAUGGCCGGAGACCGCUCGUGUGACGCGGCGGCCGGACCAGGGUGCGACAUGCAGAAGCGACGGAAUGAAGGCGUGAUGGCCGCCUUUGCGCGGGAUAGCUCCACGAGUGGUGUCAGAGCGGUCGGACUGUGCAUGACAAGCUUUAGAUUAGCCCGCCGACCCGUCCAAUGGUAGGGCUUAUCGCGCGUGGAGCGACCUCUCUGGUGGCAGGGGCCAUUUCGGUUGGAUUUCGUGCAUCCUCUCCCGUCCGCUGCUAUUAAAAGACCGCUAAUUAACCUGAGCCGGGGCGGGAGUGAAUAGAAAUGGCCCAUAAUUAGCCCACACGGGACGAGGCUUUCUGCACGGCUGGACUAUUUUCCCGUCUCGACGACAGGUGGCUGCUAUCCGCUGCGAUUGGUUACCGACACUGAUAGUCAAUACUUGGUAGCUCCGCGAAUAAGCCUAAGUACGCGGAUCUUAUGCUGAGGGUUAUGUAUCCGCUACAA
Molecule: messenger RNA, 1150 nt
Organism: Trematosphaeria pertusa
Lineage: Eukaryota; Fungi; Ascomycota; Dothideomycetes; Pleosporales; Trematosphaeriaceae
Exons: 2
Coding region: 286-741 (151 amino acids)
Source: RefSeq, a predicted model, not a curated record